Kuraishia capsulata CBS 1993 is the source of this 858-nucleotide messenger RNA. RefSeq lists its product as uncharacterized. The coding region runs from base 1 to 858 and encodes 285 amino acids. The transcript has a single exon. Lineage: Eukaryota; Fungi; Ascomycota; Pichiomycetes; Pichiales; Pichiaceae. The record is from RefSeq and is a predicted model, not a curated record.
AUGGUGAUCUCUGGACUGAGUGGAAAAAAUAGAAUGCUUGAUAUUGACAAGAUUGGACUAUUGAUAACGGAUUGGGACGAUACCGUUACUGAUGGAGACACCAUGGAACUGUGCUUCAAUGCGGUGAGCCAGAGCAAGCCCGGCAGUUUGUACGAUCACAGUUAUUUUCUCAAAUUGUAUUUGCAAGCCCGAAAUGAAUUUUUGGCCCAGAUAUCCUCGAAGCCGUAUUCGAAGAGGGCAACUUUCAGCGAGGAGUUGGCAUUUCAGGAAGAUGUCAAACGCUCAGAAGAGUCAAGUGCAGCUGAGGCAGUGAGAUUGAAAUUUUUCAAAGGAGUGUCAGAGAGUGAUUUUCGAAAACAAGCUGAUAAAAUUAUCCUAAGGGAGGGAUUCCUGGAAUGUUUGGCUAAAGUUAGAGAGCAUGGCAUACCAGUGGAAAUAGUGAGUGUGAAUUGGACUGGAAAAAUGAUUGACGAGACUCUACGCAGAAACGGCUAUACAGGUGACUGCAUACAAAUUUCAUCAAAUGAAUUCGAAUUUGAUGCUGAUGGUGUUUGUACUGGGGAUCUCUACAGAGGAAAUCCUCUCACCAAAGAUGGUUUGCGAACAGGUGCUGAUAAGCUCAAAAUCACUGAAACUUUGAUAGAAGAGCAUCAUAAGGUUUCCAAAAAGGAGGUCGUGUACAUAGGAGAUAGCUCCACUGAUGUCUUGUCGAUGAUCAAAGCAGACAGGGCUAUAAUCAUCAAAGGAGGAUCCGCGAUUAGCGUCCUUGAGGCUUUGGGCCAUGAGGUAACAGAUGGUGAUGCUGAUAGAACACCCUCGAGGUUCAGUGCGGUCUCAGAUUGGAAGAAUUUGCUUUGA